Ectocarpus siliculosus is the source of this 1749-nucleotide messenger RNA. The record is from the annotation of a GenBank genome assembly. NCBI's taxonomy places the organism in Eukaryota, Phaeophyceae, Ectocarpales, Ectocarpaceae.
AUGGAAGAGGACGAAGCUGCUCUGGGCAAGAUGAUGGAGGAGAUCGAGACCAACCUACCUCGAUUCGACCAGUGCAUCAGCUUGCUCCAGGCGGAGAUCGGCGAGAUCAAGGCCGGGAAGCAUGACCACCGCCUGCGCGAGGUAGCUGCCAUGCCCGUCCCAGACCCCAAUCUCCACUCGGCCCUCACAAGCGCCGUCGAGGGCGGGCUGCAGCUCCCGGCGGCGCCCAGGCUUAGCGACAGCGACAGUGAAGGAGGAGAUCGAGAAGAGGAGGAAGGGGGGGGGAGAGGGGAGGAUGAAGAACGAGAGGGCCAAGGUGGGGACGGGCAGGUGGAAGGGGAGAGAGAGGCAGAGGACGAUUCGGCGGCGGGAGGAAAUGGAUCGGGGCGGGGACGGCGUCACCCAGAGCACGAGGAAGGGGAUUCCGGCUCGAAUGCGUCGAUUCGUGCUGCUUGGGCUAGCGGGGCGGCGGACGAUAGCGACGGUAGCGGUAGCAGUGACGAGAGGAAGGCGACCGGUGGCGGCGGGGUGGAUAGAGGUAGUAGCAACGACUCAGCGGGCGGCGCAGCGGCGACACCCGCUGUUGGGGCGCCGGGACCGAAGUCAGGGAAGAAGAAGUCAGGCACGGGCGGCGGUAGGGCCAACCAACAGGGGGAAGACACCGGAAGUAGCGCAAGCAAGCGCGGGCGCAAGCGGCCGAGGGUUGUGGGAGAUGGGUCCGCGGAGCAAUCGGCUCGCGAUAGGAGACCACGCUCGAGAGGGACAGAAGGCGAGGAGCAGGAAGAAGAGGAAGAGAAGCAGGAGAAGGGGGAUGGUAAGAGGGGCGAGGACGGCCUGGAGGAGGAGCAGCGGAAGAAGGAGCGAGCGGACUCCGUGGAUGCUGCCCAUUUCCGCCGAAUCGCGUUGGAAGUGUGGGAUCGAGUGUACAGGCACAAGUUUGCCAUCAUCUUCCGAAAGGCCGUGAACCCAAAGGACGCACCCGGUUACGAGGAGAUCAUCAAGGAGCCCAUGGAUCUCUCUCUCAUCAGGGAGCGCAUCAUGUCAGGCGCCCUCUUGUCGUUGGACGACAUGAGCCGCGAUCUCUGCGUGAUGUGCAACAACGCGAUGGUGUUCAACGGGAAGGACGAUCCAUACUUCGACUACAGCAAGGAGCUACGAACAUACGCGAACGAGGUGAUCGAAGAGGCGAGACGACCAGGCUUUGUCACCGCCGAUCCGGGCUUCGACAGCGUGGUCGCGGGCGCCCGCACGUCCCGCGCUCGACAGCCGGACCACGCUUCCCGGGGCACGAGCGGUGGCAGCUCGUCUCGCGGCAGGGGAGGGCAGAAAGGAGGAGGAGGAGGAUCAAGUAGCGGGCGCAGGAACUCUAGAGAGUCGGACUCGGCGUCGGUGGCGGACGACACCGGCGACGAAAGCGUCAAGAGCGGCCGGCGCGGUGGCGGCGGCGGCGGCAGGACGGUGGUUAGAAAAAAGGGCGGGCGGGGCGGGGCAGGGAGGAAGGGUGGCAAAGCGCAGGCCGCGACGACUAGCAGCGGGGUCGAAAGUGACAGCUCUGGCGAAGACGACGACGAUGACAACAACGACGAGGCAGAACAGAGCUCGAGCGCGAGCGACGGCGGUGGCGGUGGCGGGGGUGCUGCGGAAAGAAAAGAGAGGGCCGGGAAGAAGCGCAGGGCGGUUGGCAAAGGCAAGAAGCGGACGCGGGAGAGCACGGACGAUAGCAGCGAUGACGACCACAGGUUAUUUUGA